Molecule: messenger RNA, 1536 nt
Organism: Meloidogyne enterolobii
Lineage: Eukaryota; Metazoa; Nematoda; Chromadorea; Rhabditida; Meloidogynidae
Source: the annotation of a GenBank genome assembly
AUAAACAUGCCCUCCUAUAUAGUCUCUUCAGCCUUUGAAGGACUUUCCUGCCAAGUGUGUGGUCUACAAGCUCAUGGAAGGCGUUUUGAAGCAGUUUGUUGCCUUCCCUGUGCUGCUUUUUUCAGACGCUAUGUCCUUUUGAAUUGUAAUCAUAAAUGUCUAAAUGAAAAUAAAUGUGAAAACUAUGGGACUGAACAAAUAAAGAAAUGUAAAGCUUGUCGUUUCCGGAAAUGUUGUAAUAUUGGAAUGAAAUUGUCCAAGGAAGGAAAAAAUACUGAAAAUAAGGAAGAAGUUUUCUUACAAAAAUUUAUUGAGACUUAUGAGGAAUAUAUUACAUCUCAACAGAAAUUAUUUUUUAAUAUUUAUCCGGAAAGAUUAAAUCAAGCCUCACCGUAUUUUAUUCCCGAAAACUUACAAAAAUUACGUUAUUUUGAAAUGAGUUGUAAACCAGCGAUGCUUACAAUGUUUAACAAUUCAUUUAAAGAAUUUGAAGAUUUGGGGAUGCAAAUUAAGCUCGAAUUAUUCGACUCCUGCUUUAACCAAUUAAAUUUUCUAAAUUGUCUCAGUCUAACAAUUACCAACUUUCAAUCAGAAAAUUAUUUUGCCGAUAAUUUUAUGUUGGCAUAUGGAUAUAUUUUUGAUUUUAGAAUUUCUGAACGAAUAAUUAAUUAUUGGGUGAAGGAUAUGAAAAAUAAAGAGGAUUAUUUUAAUACAAAAAUGACUGAAAUGAGAGAAAAGUAUUCUUUAUUUCGAAAUUUUUUGGAAUUUUCAAAAUAUAAAAUUAAAAAAUUGGAUUGUUGUGCCCUUAUGGCCAUUUAUUUGUUUAAUAAAGCUUCCUCAAUUAAUUAUUCCACAAAUAGUGAAACGUGGGAGAAUUUGAAGGAAACAAUUUUAACUGGAUGGCUCCAAAAGCUUUCCAAGACGUUAAAUUCUAAAAAAGAUGCUUCUGUUUAUAUUGCUUCAUUAAUUUCUUUGCUGGUUAAUUUGGAUUCAUCUUAUAUUAUACCUCCAAAUUUGCUUCGUAUUUUGACUGCUCAUAAUCGAAUUUGGGGUGCAUUUUAUGAAAUGCCUGAAAGUUAUUUUGCCAGAUUCACGAGUUUUAAUGAUCUAAUAUUCUCUUCUGACAACGUUCUUGGUUAUCAUGAAAGUUUUAACCCAAAUCCUCCUGUUAUGAGUGAACCAGAAAGACAAAGAUUUUUCAAAGAGAUUGAUGAAAUUCAAGAUGUUCAACGGCACCCACAUAUUAAAAAAUCUAUUAUCGUUUGUAGGCUACUAGUUAUUGGAAUUUUUAAGGCUUUACCUUUUUUUCAUCGUUUAGCACGUAAUGACCAGAUAAUUCAUUUAAAUCAUCGAGUAAAAACAGUUAAUAUAUUUUUAAAAACAUACAAUGCUGCAAAAUUGAAUACGGCAACCUUAAUUGGGCCAGAUGGCAUUACAUCAAUGGAUGUUUAUAGAGCUCAAAGCAGAUAUCGAGAAAAUAAACAGUUAAGAAAUUUUAUACAGAUGGAUCUCUUUUUUAGAUGCCCCCUAAAUUAG